Oryza brachyantha (malo sina) is the source of this 1889-nucleotide messenger RNA. Its product is annotated as protein odr-4 homolog. The record is from RefSeq and is a predicted model, not a curated record. NCBI's taxonomy places the organism in Eukaryota, Viridiplantae, Streptophyta, Magnoliopsida, Poales, Poaceae. The transcript has 11 exons. Gene Ontology annotation, cellular component: endomembrane system. Gene Ontology annotation, biological process: intracellular protein localization. Bases 90 to 1508 code for a protein of 472 amino acids.
CCUUUUCGGUUGAACCGGACCAGACCACGUUUCUCCUUCCUUCCUUCUUCCACCGACCUCGCCGGCGGCGGCGGCGGCGGCAGCUAGGGAUGGGGAUGGGUGUGAAGGCAGUGGUCGGCGACGAGGCGCAGCUCAAGGCCCUGGAGAACACCCUCUCCUCCUCCGCCCCUCCAGCCCAGGUGGGGCUCGUGGUCGGCAAGCUCAGCCCCUCUUCCGACCGUGCCCUCGCCUACUCCCUCAUCCCCACGCCGCCCACCGAUGCCGGCGAUCCCCCCUGCUCCCUCCGCGCCAAGCCCAAGCCCAAGCCCAAGCCCAAGCCCGCCGACUCCACCUCCUCGCUCGACUUCGAUGUGGACUGGGUCGCCGAGCACGCGCGCCAGGUCUCAAGAAUGCUCCUCGGAGGAAUGAGCGUGAUAGGUAUUUACAUAUGGGCGUCAGAAGCCUCCUUCAAAGCGACUUCCCCUGCUGUUUUAUCACAGGUUGUUAGAGCUGUUUCGCAGGUAGUUCCUUUGUAUGACAGUGCUGUUGAUGAGAGGCUGCUCAUUCAUAUUUCUUACAGCCCAAGGAGGUCGGCUUGUCGUAUAUGCGAUAUGAGCUCAGGGAGUUUAAGGCCAUGUGACUUCAAAUAUAGUAAACUAUUAGCUUCUCUUCAAACUUUCAGAUGCACAUAUAACUUUGAGAUAAGAGUGCCAGUUGUUCAAGCUGAACCUUUUAAGAAAGUUGUUUCAAAGGCAAUCAGUAAUCUCACAAAGGAAGUGCAGAAUGCCAAAGCUUUGAUUGAUGGAAUCCUGUUUUCGGAUGCCAUGGACAAUACUUUGGAGGGGCCUCACAAUGUUGAAUUUCUUGUGCCUUUCAAGAACAAUUUACCUGCUGAAGAAUGCAGUUUAGAGGGGGUUUCUGGGCUACUACUCUUUGCUGGAUCUGUCAGCGCCUUGGCAUACUUAGGCCCAAAAGAAUCUGUUUCAGAAGCUAUAUCUGAUCUAAAGCUGGACAUCAUCACAAGCCUGAGAAGCAGAUUGGAUAUCAUACUAGAUGAGGCAGAUGGUGAAUCUACUACUGAUAAUUUGGAGAAUUCACUGUCUCAGAAGGCCGCCCAAGUUGUUUUUCAUGAACUGAGAGCACCUUACAGUUUUCCAUUCCCUAGAAGAAUUCUGAUACCUUGGUUGGCUGGCUCCUAUGUUUGUGAUUACCUUCAACAGUCUGAAACAACGGAGGAUGCCAUGGAGCGCUGCAGGGAAGUGAUGUCGCUUGAAGCAGAUAUGGGAAACUAUUCAAUCGUAGAACCAGAAAGUGCAUCGUGUACCACGCUAGGAUCCUUCUGGGACGUGGUACCUGGAGCUUUAUCAAAAGCGCCUUCGGAACCUGGUCGGAAAGAGAUACAGUCUGCAGAGAAUGGUUUGAGGAGGACACAUGGCAGCAGUUUCAGCAUUCUAGCUGCGUUAGUAGCACUACUGAUUGCUCUGUUGGUUGGAUACAUAUUCACAUUCUCUGCCAUCUUGAAGACCUGAUUAUGUCAAAUCAAAGAAGAUUGCAUAUUUUCUUUGUCCAGAAAGAAUAACUCGUAGGAACUCAUCUUUAUAUGAAGAAAAUAGUGGACGAGUAGAUAACUAAAAAUCUGGUAUUUCUUGUCGGUGCUCCAACAAAUCCCUAUGUUGUGUCAUGUGUGACAGCUGCAGUGAGACAUGAACCGUCGAAUGUGCCGCACAUCCAUAUUGAUGAGAGUGACAACUGUGUAAGCCUUUCGGUUCACCAUUAUUGCCUACGCAGUCCUAUAUAUUCCUAGUAGUAAGAUUCGUCACUUUCUUUCCAUCCAACCCAUUCCGGACGGCAUGGUAUGUAUUGUUGCGAUUGUCUUAUGGCAUCGAAUGCGUGUCCUAAUAUUUGCACUA